AUGCCAAGAAUUUUUUUUUGCAAAUCUCUGAAUGAUCUCAGUACCGCGGAUUCUUACACAGAGAGAAAGAGAAAAAAAUCUAGAUUCUACGAGAUCGAAAGAGUCGUUUCAAAAAGAGUCGGUAAGGAAAAGAUUGAAUAUUUCAUCAAGUGGAAGGGCUACUCGAGCCUACAAAACUCCUGGGAGCCAGAAGAGAAUUUAAACGCCUUUGCUUUGAGGUCAUUCAACAACCCAAGGCUCACACAGCAAGAGAUUGCUGAUGCCAGUGAGGGUCUCCAUAUUGGUAUCUUGGAGCAGUUAAAAUCAAAGUCUCAAUUACCCACUGUCAUUGCUUUUAACCACACUUAUUUUAACUUUUUGUUUAAAGAUAAGGGACGGAAAAGUAAUGACAGUGGAUACAUCCUCCUUGAAAAACAGGAUUUUGUAAGAUGCCACUUUCCUAAUGGGUGGCACAGGCUAAUAGAUAGUAUAGGGGAUGGGGUGCAAAUUGACUUUCCUGUGAAGGUCAGAUUGUUUUUGUCAUGGAGUCCAAAGAUUCAUAGCUUGACAGGGGAGUCAAUUACACCUUGCCCACGAUAUAGGCCAGAAAAAUUGAGUAUUUCUUUUUGUAAAGCAGCAUGUAGCCUGACAUGAGACAAAUUA
Pocillopora verrucosa is the source of this 642-nucleotide messenger RNA. The record is from RefSeq and is a predicted model, not a curated record. Lineage: Eukaryota; Metazoa; Cnidaria; Anthozoa; Scleractinia; Pocilloporidae.